UGUCGUCACAGCAGGAUGACUCGUAUAUUUUGCGACAGGAUGUACAUGCACCGGCUCGCCGUCGCUGCCUCAUCUCCGCUGGCAUAAAAACAAAUGCGUCGUGGAGGCGGGAGGAGGGAAAAGAAAACAAAUUCCGUGUGUUUAUGUUAACAGCCAACUGUUUAUAAUGUGAUACAAUGCUCCAGUCUUCUGAGACUCAAACACUAGCUUUUUUUGGUGAGGAGGAAGACGUCGUAGUGUUUCAUGGGAAAACGUUGCUGACUGGAAUCCACAGCAGACAGACACCAGCAGCAGCUACAUCUCAUUCCUGGGCUCCUGUAAGAGCCACUCUUUGCUCCACAACCUGAUGAAGCUAACUUCCUCCCCUGAAGCAGCACUCACAGAGGACUCCACCUAUAACUGGGACUCCUGUGCUGGGCUCCAGUAGCCCACCCAUGCCUGUGAUCCCCAUCCCACGGCGGGUGCGCAGCUUCCAUGGCCCCCACACCACCUGCAUGCACUCGGCCUGUGGGUCGACGCACGCAUCCAAGCUGGUGCGCACGAAGUACAAUAACUUUGACCUCUACCUGCGCUCGCGCUGCAUGUACAGCUUCCUCCGUUUCCUCCUCUACUUUGGCUGCAGUCUGCUGACCUCUCUGCUCUGGGUGGCGCUCUCUGCUCUCUUCUUCCUGCAGUACGUCAGCGUGCGCGUCCUCCUGCGGCUGCAGUACAAGCUGUCUGUCAUUCUGCUUUUGUUAGGACACCGGCGCCUUGACUUUGGGGUGCUUAAUGACCUGAUCAUCUACAGCAUGCAGAUCACCAUGUUUCUGGUAGGGGGGCUCGGCUGGUGCUUCAUGGUGUUCGUGGACAUGUAGCUGCAAUGUGAGCAACGUGGGAAAUGUAGUGUGUGAUGUGGAUGCUAAACACUGUAACUUCAGAAUUGUGUGGUGCUAUGGGACAACAUAAGUCUUUAGCAUGUUCUGUAGGACUGCUCCAUAUCUCCGCUCUAGUCAAAAAGACCCUUUUGACGUCAACUCAAAGUCCUAUUUGGUUUAGUUUUAGAUAUGAUAGAAUCCAAUAAGAGUCUGUGUAACAACUGUGUCCAUAAAAAAUGAUGCAUGAGUCUGACUCGAGUCAUCAUGCAGGACUCUCAAGAGACCAAUAGGGUCCAAAUCGCUUCAAUUUCAAUUGUAUUUUAAUGCCAUUUUCAAACCGUUUCACAAAUUUUGAAAGGCAUCUUGACUAAAAACUAAUUUGUUUAUAAUAAUGGAGAAUGUGAAUGUCAAAGUCAGUGUUGCAUGGAAAAGUGACUGAUGUGCAUCAUGGCUGUGUGAUGCAAGACAGUCGUUUGUGCUAAAAUAACACAGGUUGGGCUCCAAACACAAGUCUACUCUGAUUCCUAGAUUGUGAUAAUAAGUGUUAUGUUAUAUAUA
Messenger RNA from Sander lucioperca (pikeperch), 1412 nucleotides. RefSeq names its product transmembrane protein 250. The record is from RefSeq and is a predicted model, not a curated record. The transcript has 2 exons. Bases 435 to 854 code for a protein of 139 amino acids. NCBI's taxonomy places the organism in Eukaryota, Metazoa, Chordata, Actinopteri, Perciformes, Percidae.